CCCUCCCCCCCCGGGCCCCGCUGCCGCUGCCGCUGCGGCCAAGGAUGGCGGCCGAGUUCCACCUGCGCACCGGCAAGCUGGUGGCCCUGCUCAACGGCAACCGCACGGCCAAGCGCAACAAGCCGACCGAGGAGUUCAACCACGGCCUGGCCAUGAGCCGGGAGCCGCUGGGCGACGGGCAGCUCUUCCAGGUGCGCAUCGACCGAAAGGUGAACUCGUGGAGCGGUUCCAUCGAGAUUGGAGUGACGGCGCUGGACCCCAGCACCCUGGACUUCCCCAGCAGUGCCACCGGCCUGAAGGGCGGCUCGUGGAUCAUCUCGGGCUGCUCGGUGCUGCGUGACGGCCGCUCGGUGCUGGAGGAGUACGGGCAGGACCUGGACCAGCUGAGCGAGGGCGACAAAGUGGGCAUCCAGCGCACCUCCGGCGGGGAGCUCCACCUGUGGGUGAACGGGCAGGACUGCGGGACGGCUGCCUCGGGGCUUCCCCCGCAGGUGUGGGCGGUGGUGGACCUGUACGGCAAGUGCACGCAGGUGACCGUGCUGGACUGCGAGACCGUGCUGCGGAGAGAGGAACCCCUCAGGACUGCCGCCACCGAGGAAGGCUUCGUGGGGAUGGAGCUGUCGGACGUGGUGAACAACGCCAUCCUCUCGGCCUACAACGGCAACCUGCUGAACGUCAGCCUGGCCAGCCCGCCGGACAGCUGCUCGGUCACCUCCAACGACGCCCUGCUCUUCCACGAGAAGUGCGGCACCCUCAUCAAGCUCAGCAACAACAACAAGACAGCGGAGAGGCGGCGGCCACUCGACGAGUUCAACAACGGCGUUGUCAUGACCAACAGGCCGCUGCGGGACAACGAGAUGUUUGAGAUCCGGAUUGACAAACUGGUGGACAAGUGGUCCGGGUCCAUUGAGAUUGGUAUCACACUGCAUAACCCGAAUAACCUGGACUACCCGGCAACAAUGACCAAUCUCCGAUCAGGAACGAUCAUGAUGAGCGGCUGCGGCAUUCUGACCAAUGGCAAGGGGACACGGCGCGAAUACUGCGAGUUCAGCCUGGACGAGCUGCAGGAAGGAGAUCACAUCGGGCUCAUGAGGAAGUCCAGUGGAGCACUACACUUUUAUAUAAAUGGCAUCGACCAAGCAAUUCACUGCACUGGGGGUUUUCACUCAUCAACCCAUUGUGGCGGGGUGGCGGCGACUCAGACCUUGCCCACGAUCUACGGGGUGGUGGACCUCUACGGCAUGGCGGUGAAGGUGACCAUCGUCCACAACCACAACCACUCGGACCGCCUGCGCAGGAACAACGCCAUCAUGAGAGCGCUGUCGCCCGACGUGGGGCGGCGCAUCUUCGACUCGGGGGACGUGGAGGUGGAGCGGCUGCUCUUCCACCCCAACUGCGGGCAGAAGGCAGCCAUCGUGUGCGAGGGAAGGACGGCCCUGCGGCCCCAUGCAACAGAUGACUUUAACCACGGCGUAGUGCUCAGCAACAGGUCCCUCAGGAGCAAUGAAAUCUUCCAAGUCCGUAUUGACAAGAUGGUGGACAAGUGGGCUGGCUCCAUAGAAAUUGGCGUAACCACCCACAAUCCUGCUUACCUUCAGUUGCCGUCCACGAUGACCAAUUUACGAUCUGGCACGUGGAUGAUGACUGGCAACGGAGUGAUGCACAAUGGAACUACAAUUCUGGAUGAGUAUGGUCACAACCUCGAUCGUUUAAAGGCGGGUGACACGGUUGGCGUUAUGCGCAAGGAAGAUGGAAGCCUGCACUUCUUCGUCAACAAUGUGGAUCAGGGGCUCGCCGCGUCCAACGUGCCAUCCAACGUUUACGCCGUGGUCGACCUCUACGGCCAGGCCGCCCAAGCCACCAUCAUCGACGAUAUAGAGCUGCCGCCUCUGCCUGACGACGUGCUGGAGGGCAACAACCAGAUCUCGCCCUGCAGCCUCUUCUCCCUCACCCCCAGCAACGACCUCCGCUUCCACCACCUGCACGGGAACAACGCCGUCAUCACCAACGGCGGCCGCACCGCCUUCCGGCAGAACUGCCGCAGCGAGUUCAACGACGCCAUCGUCAUCUCCAGCAGGAUGUUGCGUGAAGGGGAAAUGUUUGAAAUUCUAAUUCAGAAGAUGGUGGACCGAUGGUCGGGGUCAAUAGAAGCAGUUAACCUGAAGACUCCCUCCUAUUUAGGCGUUACAGCUAUCCGUCCUGAGGAUCUUGAGUUCCCCAGUACCAUGACGGAUAUAGACUAUGACACUUGGAUGCUGAGCGGUACGGCCAUCAUGCAGGACGGGAAUACGAUGCGGAACAACUACGGCUGCGACCUGGACUCCUUGACCACCGGCUCCCGCAUCGGCAUGAUGCGCAGCUCCAACGGCGAUCUGCACUAUUACAUCAACGGGGUGGACCAGGGAGUGGCCUGUUCCGGACUACCCCCAGAGCUGUACGCUGUGGUUGAUCUGUACGGACAAUGCGUGCAAGUGUCCAUCACCAGCGGCUCGUUACCGGUGGACAACAGCCUGUCACUGAGCAACGCGACUGAGAAGUCCUUUCCGCUACUCUCCCCAGUACCCGGCAUCACGCACCGCUUCCACGCCAACUGCGGCAAGUACGUGGCGCUGCAGAACGAUGGCUGCCGGGCGGUCAGAGUCCACGGAUUCUCCCACGGGAUCGUCUUCAGCAUGAAGGAGUUGAAGCCCGACGAGAUCUUUGAGGUCAAGGUGGACGAGAUGGACGAGCAGUGGUCGGGCUCCCUGCACAUCGGCUUGACCACCCUGCAGCCCUUCGAGAUCACCUGCGCCUCGUCGGGGCUGCCCGCCUCACUGCUGGAGCUGAGGUCGAAGGUCAGCUGGCUGGUCAGCGGCGCGGAGGUCAGGCGGAACGGUGCGCUGCAGAAGCAGAACUACGGCUUCUCGCUCGAGCGGCUGACGGUGGGGAACCGCGUGGGCGUGAAGCGCGGCAGCGACGACACCAUGCACGUCUUCGUCGACGGAGAGGACAUGGGCGUGGCGGCUGCGGGCAUUGCCAAGAACGUGUUUGCCGUCGUGGACCUCUACGGGAAGGUGGUGUCGAUGUCCAUCGUCAGUUCCAGCACCCUGGAGGAGACGGAGAGUACCAAGCCGCCCUCCAUGUCGUCGGGAAGUUGCAGCGAAGAGGAGGAAGACCUCAGCCCGUGCGAUAACGAGGCGUCGGUGUUCCUGGCGACCAUCGAGUUCAUGGAGAACCACGGCAGGAACAUCCUCUUGUCCAACGAGGGGCACACAGCCACCCGCGUGGCCAGCUACAACCAGGGGGUGGUGGCAUCGGCUCAGGCCCUGCCCCGGCAACUACUCUUCCAGAUUCGGAUUGAUCGAUUGAACACGCAGUGGACCUCUUCGCUCUCGUUGGGGGUGAUUGGACAUUGUCCUGAGAGGUUUAACUUCCCAGGCACAGCCUCCUCAAUCAAGCGCUCUGCUUGGCUGAUCCAACGAGGGUCCGUCUUCCAUAAUUCGCUCAAGAUUUGUGACAAUUAUGGCCCCAACCUGGACACGUGCCCAGAAGGAACGGUCCUUGGUCUCCUGGUGGACAACACACAGGGUCUACACCUGUACGUUAAUGGAAUGGACCAAGGCGUGGCUACCCAAGACAUCCCUAGCCCUUGCUUCGUAGUUAUUGACCUGUACGGUCAAUGUGAACAGGUUACCAUAGUGAGCAACGAUAUCAUGGCCCCGGGGAGUGACGGCAGCCACUUGUGUUGCCAGGGCGACGUGGAGAAGGCCGGUGUGGUUGACGGUAUCAAGGAGAACCUGUGCUGGACUCCGCCGCCAGAAGUGAAUCCCAUGAAGACCUGUGAAUACCAGGCCCUCUGUGCCAGGUUUAAGGAGCUCCUUCCUCUGCCAGAUGGAUACUUCAACGAGGAGCUGAAGUGCAACCUGUGCUACUGCGAGUCGUGCCACAAGCUGCGGGGAGACGAGGCCUACUACAAGCGGGGCGACCCGCCCAAAGACUACGCCCUCCCCUUCGGAUGGUGCAGGUUUGCCCUCAGGUUGAACCCACGAUGUGAAGUCACCAACGUGUACAAGAAGUGGCACACGGCUUACCACGGGACGUGCGUCGGGUCCCUGCGGCGCACCCUGGACCACGGCGAGCUGGUAUCAGCUGGGAGUGCAUCCAUUUUCUGCAGCAAGCAUGCGAAGGUGGAGCUGCAGAACGGGUACAACGACCCCGAGGUCAACAGCGCGCAGGAGAAGGACACGGUGAAGGUCAGCCUGUCGCCAACCAUGCGAUACGUGGGGCUGGACCGAUUCUGCCCCAAAAUACGGUUCAAGGACGUGCGUUCUCAGCGACACCACCAGGCGCAGGUGGCCUUCCAGGUGUGCGUGCGGCCGGGCUCCUACAAGAUCGGCCCGCCAUCGGCCGGGGCCAGCGAGUCCAUCGACCCGCGCUUCAGCAACAACGAGAUCGAGUGGAUCACCAAGGAGAGGGCUUCCACCGUCCUGUAUGGCCUCCUGGUGCGGGUGGAGUGAGAUGGACCCUUCUUCCCCGUCCUCUCCCCCCUCUGACACACACACACACACACACACACAC
Amblyraja radiata (thorny skate) is the source of this 4557-nucleotide messenger RNA. RefSeq names its product neuralized E3 ubiquitin protein ligase 4 (gene neurl4). The record is from RefSeq and is a predicted model, not a curated record. Gene Ontology annotation, molecular function: ubiquitin protein ligase activity. The coding region runs from base 45 to 4496 and encodes 1483 amino acids. The transcript is spliced from 29 exons. Lineage: Eukaryota; Metazoa; Chordata; Chondrichthyes; Rajiformes; Rajidae.